CUCUAAUAAAUAUACUACGUAUACUACUAUAUAUGUUAUGCUAUAAAUAGUAGUUAUGUUGCAUUCCUGCAUAUACCGUUUUGUUGAGAGAGAGAGAAGCAGAUAGAACUUUUGGUACGUAAGCAUAAUGAAUCGUAUAACUAUAUAUAAAAUGAUCUAUCAUCUUUAUUAUCAUCAAUUAUAUUUCAUAACAACUAUUAUUAUAGAUCAUACGACAUGUCUGAAUCCCAAUCUAGUAUAGAUCAAUUGACGCCGGCUCAACUGGAUACCUUCCAUCAAUUCAAACUUAUAACUGGCUUAACUGAUAAUGAAGAUGAUAAUGAUAACAUUAUAUCAUUAUUAGCUUUUAAUGAGUAUAAUGUCAAUCAUGCCAUUAAUGCCUUUUUUGAAUCUGGAUUUGAUUCAUUACAAUAUCAUACUCCAAAUGUAGUCCCUGCUACCCCUAAUUCUACCAAUGUUGAAAGUGAAAGAAGUAGAACUCCUUUGGAAACUUUUAGUUCUGGUAUUGAUAUUCAUGAUGAAAUUUCAAAUAUUCAUAAUAGAAGACAUAGUAAUAAUAUGCAUACUACCAGUAAUUUACAACAACAAUUCUUUAUGGAGAAUUUAAUCCCUCGAUUACCUAAAGCUCCAAGAAUUUCAAAUGGUUGGCAAUUGGAUGUCGGUAUUCAUACAUCAAUUAUGGAAACUCGUCAACGUGAAAAGGAAUUGAGUGAACAAGUUAUAGAUGAAAAGGAAGUUGAACUUACUGAUGAUUCAACUAUGUCAUCAGAUACAUCUAAGAAAAUCCAUGUAUCAUUAUGGUUGAUACUAUUAAUCAUACCUCGAACUUUAUUAAAUUUAAUCAUAUCAGCAUUUAAAUAUUUAUUCGGAUUUGGAAAACUUAAACUUUCUUCAUCAUCAUCAUCUAAUUAUAACAAAUUACCUAAAUCAUUCAAUUAUGAUCAAGAUUUCGAUUUUGAUUAUACAUUCUUACCUUGGAUAGAACAAGAAUUUGAAAAAUUAUCCCCAAAAGAAGAAGAAGAUCCAAUAGAGGAAAAUCCAUCUCAAACUACAGCCUCAGUGACCACAACAUCAUCAUCAUCAGUGGGUGAAUUAUUUGAAAAGUUUAAUAUCGAAAGUACCAACUUCAAUGAAGUCCAUGAACGUUGUCAAAAACAUUAUUUAUGGUUAUUUGUAAUCAUCAUCAAUUCCCAUCAAGAUUCAAUUAAAUUCCUUCAUACAUUAGUCCAUGAUCCUCAUUUCAAUCGAUUAUUCAAUAAAUCCACCGGUGAAUUCAAAGAAUCAAUCAUUUACAUCAAUAACGUCACUAAAUCACCGGAAACGUUUGAAUUGGGGACGAUUUAUAAAAUUAAACGUAUACCUUAUAUCAUGUUAAUUGGGAAUGUAUCCCCCUCCCCGGAAAUCAUGGCAUCAAUGUCGAUAGUGUAUAAGUCUAAUCUUAUCCUUCAGGAAUUAUUAAGAGGAGGAGAGAAUGAACAUGAUGAAUUAAGAAAACUUUCGAAAAAAGUGUUUAAGAAUAUCUAUAAAUCAAUGGAGAUUUUCAAUCCUCAAUUGAUUUCAAAACGAUUUGAUCAACAAGAGAUUGAAUUCGCAAGAUUGAUUAAGCAACAACAAGAUAAUGCCUUUGAAAAAUCCUUAAAACAAGAUCAAUUAAAGAAAAUCAAACGAGAAAAAUUAAUCACCCUUCAAAAAUCAAUCGCUUUGAAACAAAAUUUAAGAUUGAAAUUCUUAUUAAACCUUAUCAAAUCAAAAUAUCAUACUUCAAUCACCAAUAAUGAAAGUAGUGACGUUACGAAAGUAGCGAUUAAAUUACCUACUGGGAAACGUAUCAUUAAUACAUUUGAUAAAUCGAUAUCGGUGAAUCUGAUUCAUUUAUACGUGGAAUUAAUCUUAUUCAUGGCUGAACAGAAUAUCGCCGAUGAUGAUGAAAGUGUUAAGAUUGAUGAAUUGAUUGCUGAUAUCCCCUUUGAUGAUGAAGAUUAUGAAGAUUUAACCAUGGAUCAAUAUUUUGAAUUAUAUAAAUUUAAAUUCAAUUUAAUUCAACCAUUCCCAAAGAGAAUUAUCGUCGCUAAUGAUGAUUCCAUUGGAUCAAUUGAAGAGUUUAAGUCGGGUGCAAACUUAUUAGUGGAGUAUAAUGAUGACGAUGAAGAAGAUGAAGAUGAAGAUGAUGAAGAAUUGGAGUUGGAAGAUAAUGAUGACGACGUAGACGACGAUGACGACGACGAUGAUGAUGAUACCACUAAUGAUUAUUAUGAACAAUAAUGAUAAAUUUUUAUAGAAUAAUACAUGAUUUUGUUUUUAGUUUUGAUUCAUCGCCUUUUGUGGUUAUAGUUGUGCCCAGUUGGUUGACUGCUUAAUUCGGUAUGUGUGUGACAGAAAUUUGAAUACAACAAAAAAAUAAAGAAAUGUGUUUUUGCAACAGAGAAAUCUAUAGAAAAACAAAUUUAGCCGCCAAACCAUUUUAAUAAUUAUAAGUAACC
Molecule: messenger RNA, 2480 nt
Organism: Scheffersomyces coipomensis
Lineage: Eukaryota; Fungi; Ascomycota; Pichiomycetes; Serinales; Debaryomycetaceae
Exons: 1
Coding region: 217-2262 (681 amino acids)
Cellular component (GO): endoplasmic reticulum
Molecular function (GO): ubiquitin binding
Source: RefSeq, a predicted model, not a curated record